Molecule: messenger RNA, 1645 nt
Organism: Hippoglossus stenolepis (Pacific halibut)
Lineage: Eukaryota; Metazoa; Chordata; Actinopteri; Pleuronectiformes; Pleuronectidae
Exons: 11
Coding region: 194-1459 (421 amino acids)
Source: RefSeq, a predicted model, not a curated record
ACAAAAAAUAAACCGAGGAGUUUUCGGGACUUUACGGUGUGACACCGGAAAUGUUGGUUGAAACAUCCGAUGCACUUCCUGUAGAGUCCGGCGGCAGAAUCCCACGAACGAGGUGUCUGCCCCCGGUGCCUGAUGAUAUGAGACCGGGUGCCACGCGCCUUUAGAGCCGGGGCCAGGUGAACCACUGGAGGCCAUGGACGAGCCGGUAACCACCAGCCCCUGUUCGUCUGAACCGGACAGUCCCGGAGGACUGAACCGAGGCUGUCUGCUGGACCCGGCGGAUCUGCUGUACCACGAGCUGUCCGUCAUCGUCCCGGAGACCCCCAGUCCACAGCUCGGCAAACGGAGGAGACGGGGGCCAAUCACAGAGGAACGUUUCAGUCCUGUGGCGGUCGGGGGCUCAUGGGGACGACCAGAACAAUCGCUCAGCGGUGAACAAGGGUCCUCGUGUGGAUCCAAACGCAGGCGGCUGGCAGCAGCGGUGGGAAAUCGGAGGGUUCUGUUUGUUCCUGGUUCAUCUCUGAGACCUUUUCCUCUGGGCAACCCGCUGUCGACGGCACCCUGUUUCUCCUCCUCCUCAUCUUCAUCCUCCUACCUCACUCCAGCAUCAGAGGAGGGUGAGGUGUGUUUGACUGUGCCAGGUUCCCCAGGAGAAGUCAGAACUGGUUCUCUCAGCCAGUUGAGGAGGAGGAGCCCAAGUGUGACUUCGGCUUCAUCGUCGCCCUCGCUGCUGCCGGCCUCUGACUCUCUGUCCUUUCUGACAGCAGAGGAGAGGAGAUGGCUGAACGGCGAACGAGGAAACACUUCAGCAGCAGUGGAGGAGAUCAUCAUCAGUGACGAUGAGGAGGGCAUGGUUCGCGUGGCACAGAUGGAGGAAGAUGAGUCGUUUGCGCAGAGCCUGCAGGCCCAGUUUGACCGAGAGGAGGUGCACAGCAGACACCAGCACCACCACCACCACCACCACCUCUAUCAGCAGAGCCACCACAGGUAUUAUUCCCACAUGGAACCCAGCUGGAUGUCCCAUGUGCUGGCUGCAGUGGCUCCCCCUGCUGGCUUUGAAGAAGUUUUGUUUCCAGGUCUGAUUGGUCAGCAGAGAGGACGGGGGCCGACCAGAGGGAGGAACGCCAUGCCCAACAUGUCAGAGGACCCUCAGGGAAACGACUACGAGGCUCUUCUGGCAUUCGAGGAACGUCAAGGUGCCGUUGUGUCAAAGAAGUUGACGCGAAGGCAAAUCCAGAGAUUUCCCACCAAAACCUUCCAGUCCGCCUACAGCGCUGGGAACACUAAGUGUCAGAUCUGUUUCUGUGAAUACACUGAGGGGGAGAAGCUGAGGAUGUUGCCGUGUUUCCAUGACUACCAUGUCCAGUGUAUUGACCGGUGGUUAAAGGAUAACACCACCUGUCCGAUCUGCAGAGUGAACCUUGCUGAUGGUGACUGCUCCGCCCCCCCGACCCUCUGAAGGCGUCUCUGCUGGCAGUGGCCGGUUCACGGUCACCUCCUGCCACUACGAGUUACUUGAAGACUUGAGUCUUACUGUAGUUUGUGUCUGAUGAAGGACGACUCAUCAACUCGUCUUUUUUAUACUUUUAUUUAAAUGUUUUCUGUCAUUGCUGAUUUUACAGGAAUAAAAAGAUAAAACCUCGAA